AUGAUUGGUAAGGAAGUACUGCUUGAAACCCGUGAUGGAUUGACGUUUGAAGGGAUAUUUGCAGGUUGUUCUCCGGAUUUCGAUAUUGGCUUGAGAUGCGCGCAUGAAGUAGUUCCAGAUGAGCAAAAGAAUUUGUUACCUCAUAAAGACCAAAUCAUCGAGAAACUUCAGUUUGAACGGGAUUGUGUUUAUAGCAUGGGAGCAAAAUAUCGGGACGAAAAACGGAUUGAAGGAUUUGCAACGGAUCGUGAAUAUGCGGAUCAGAGUGGUUCCGUGGCAGAUAUGGAACUACAGGUUUGGGAAUCUGAAGAUGACUUUGACAGUGGUCUUCUAUUAAACGAUGAUCGGGAAGAUGGUUGGUCUGUUGAACAAAUGUUCCAGGCGAAUGAUGUACUGGGGGUCAAAAGCACGUUUGAUGAGAAUAUGCCCGAAUAUGCGACAGCUGAUGUGCAAGGUGACGCAGAAGAUUUUAAGCGGGCGGAACGGAUUGCACAAGAAAUCAAUAGUAGCAACACAAGCAGAGCACGUGCACAGCUAGAAAAUGAUGAUGAAGAGCGUGAUUUGGAUAAGGAGACGUCAGAAUUUCAAAUACAGCACAGUGGUCGAAAAGCAUCCAGCACAGGGUUAUCCGCAUUGUGUCCUGUUAAAAGCUCUUCGGUAAAAAAUGGAUCUAAUAUCUCUAAUCCAUUCAGACGUGGCAGCUAUUCAGGGAAUAUUCGAGACAGAAACAUGAACGUGAACAGAGGGCCACCGAAUGGCAGACGGUCGGAAGGUAUGCCAACUACAGGAAGAGGACGCGGAUCAUAUGGAUCCGGUGGUGGUUCAUCACGUUUAUUUACAAAUUCAUCAAUGGGUCACGGAGUACGGCCUCAAAAUUCUGUUGGAUCAGGGCCUACUUCACGUUAUGCAUCUAGUGGUAUUUUAGAGAGACCGACUGCGCAGGAACUACACUUGCAGUUUGGCCAGUGGGUUCGACGUGGUGAAAGUUCCGGCUCCUCUCCAACUGCGGACGGUAUCAGAGGUGGACGACGGUCGGAGCAGAUGAUUGGAAACAAUGCAAAAACUUAUGACCAUCAUUUGAUGACCGGUCAACACGAAGGACAACCUACACGUGAAGAUAAUAAAAACUUGCAUUAUUCAAGUACAUCAAAUGGUAUGAGUGGCGCUUCGCGACAGCAAACAUCAAAACAAACAGAACGGGUCAGAAAUUUAAAAGAAUUUCAUCAGAAUUUCAACAGUACUUUCCAGCCAUCUAUUUCCAUGCACAGCAGUGCAGAUGAUGUUCAGCUAGACACGUUAUCACCAGAGGACACACGCUAUGCAGAAUGUUCAAAGAGACUGAGGGAUAUUGCACAAGUUUUGAAGCGUGCGAACAUUGUGCAAGGAACAACAACAUCUGGAGUGGCACCAAGGCCUAUUAAUAAUGCUUGGAAUAAAGGACCUCCUCCUGGUAUGCGGGCUCAAUCUUCGUCAAUGCAAAUAGUUUCAAAUCAUCGUCCAGAAAUUUCAACUGCUAAGGAUGUGGAAACAUCGGCAUCUGUGGCAGUAACAGCAGCAUCGUGUUCACCAUGUUCAGAUCAGCGAUCUCAGCAAGGGAUCGUCAAAACUCUAGGAUCUCUACAAACGACAGUGACUUCUGGUCGCUCAAUAACAACAGAUGUGACACCAACGGCAGUUCCCGAAUGUCGUUCAAACAAACCAACAUGUUCCACUGUUCUUGGAUCUGAUACGACAACACCUAAUACAGAAGCAACAGGAGGUGUAGUUUUAGAUACACAAACUAUGGCUACGUCUAUUACGGCGCGGGAAAUUCAGCAAACGAAUCAGUUGUCUGCUGCAGCAUCAUCGUCAUCUAUAGCACCUACCGAUCCGACACCAAGUGCUGCAGUUGCUGAUACUGCGAAAACGACUGCAGCAAAUUCUAUAACGACGACGUCAGAUGGAAAGCAUUUUGUUUGGAAUCCGGAUGCACCAUCAUUUGUCCCUCGCAGUUUAAUUAAUUACCGCAAUAAUGAAUCGCAAAACCAUCGUCCAACAUUGCACAGUAUUCGAACACCCCCUGCUGCACCAUUACCACUCAUGUCAACUCACAUCGCUGCACCAGGACAAAUUCAAGGUUUGGCUCUUGCCAAUCCACAAGCCUUAUCUGUUCAGAAUGUGCCGUCAAUUGCGCAUGCCGGACCACCACAAAUGUUCCCAUAUGCGCAUGCUAACGCGUACGGUGCUGCCAUGCCGGUUUAUUACAACCCACCAGUUGUGCAAAGUACGCCAGGUGCCGCUGCAGCAACAGCAACUGCAGCAGCGAGUGUUACGGGUGGUCCAAUUGUUGCGAGUACUGCCGGUUUGCCGCUUGGUCGUCAUGGACAAAUGGCUGGACAAACACCUUCAACUAAUCGGCGAAAUCAACAGCAACAAUUCAUGCAAGGUGUCGCUGGUAUGUAUGUUCCUGGAGCAAGUCAACCAUACACUCAACAACUGAUGUCACAGUAUCAGAUGCCGUAUUUUGCACCGUAUCCAUCACAGCUCUCAAUUGGAGCUUCAUCUAAUAUCCCGCCACCACCGAUUCCGCCUCCAUCCACAAACGCGAUACUCACGGCUCCUCCACCUUAUCAAAUUAUACAGGCUCAAACUCAACAGCAGACUAGUUUUCCACGACAACUUUAUCAAGGCGAUCAUUCCGUCAAUUACAUGAUAUCUCGUUUGCCGCAAUCUCAUCCGGCUAUAGAUUAUACUGUAGCAACAGCAUCAACACAGCAGCAACCGCAACAGGGAUCAAGUGCUGCUUCGAGCAAUGGAACAGGUUCAAAUGGACCUAAUAGUCAACCGGCUACACCCGGACCUGUGAUAUCACCUCCUCAGGUGAGAAAACAUCAUUAUAUUUUGACAGAGCAUGUCAUUUGA
This is a messenger RNA of Acanthocheilonema viteae, 2901 nucleotides long. The record is from the annotation of a GenBank genome assembly. NCBI's taxonomy places the organism in Eukaryota, Metazoa, Nematoda, Chromadorea, Rhabditida, Onchocercidae.